AUUAAGUCCCAUUCAUGAACGAAGUCCAGCUUUGUGAACCGAUUCAACCAAUUCAUCACAAAGAUCCGAUUCUAAAGAACGAUUCAAUGGCGAAACGGACAUCUCUAGUACUAGAUAGGCAGCUCACGGUGUUUUGAAACACAGCCGGUGUCUGAGCAUGUGCUGUUACUGCUGCAGUGGAGUAAAAUAUGUCAGUUAUCACCGGACAGCAGCGAGAGGAGAGAGAGAGAGAGAGAGAGACGGCCACAAAUGCACCGGUUUUCUGUGUAAUUCUUUUGUUUUACACCAAAAUGAGGCCCGGCUCCUCUAGUUCUACAUCAGCGGAAGAAUAAUAAGUUAGUUCCCAAGGCAGCAUUUCUAAGUACAUGGCCAUCCACGGGACUCUUCGGACCAGGCAACCUUCUUCCACUGCUCCGAGGUCCAGUUCCGAUGCUCAUGUGCCCAUUUAGACCUUCUGUUGGCUCAGACCAGACGGGAUAGCCUUCGUUGCCCUUGUGCAUCGAUGAGCCUUGGGCACGAUGAACAUCGAUGAACACCCUGUCGCCGGUUUGUGGUUUGUCCCUGCAGUCCGGGAGCAACCCACAAGCCUUGCCGUUUCAGAGUACAUGAGUACCACAUCGGCAUUGACAGCUGAUCUCAGUACCGCUCUCCUUGGACUCUGACAGACGGUGUUGAGUGUGGACAUUGAGACUGCCAGUCAGCAGGUUGGCCUAAUAACUCCACAUCCACAUAAAAGGAAGAUGAUCACCAUGGCAACCACAGUGACCCCUGAGCCACUUACUGCCCUCUCUCGGUGGUACCUGUACGCCAUCCACGGUUACUUCUGUGAAGUCAUGUUCACGGCUGCCUGGGAGUUUGUGGUGAACUGCAACUGGAAGUUUCCCGGCGUGACGAGCGUGUGGGCGCUCUUCAUCUACGGAACCUGCAUCCUGAUCGUAGAGCGCAUGUAUCUUUGUCUGCGGGACCGCUGCAAUGUGCUGCUUCGCUGCAUCAUUUACACAUUGUGGACAUACCUGUGGGAGUUCGGCACAGGUUUGCUGCUGCGGCAGUUUAACGCCUGUCCGUGGGACUACUCUGAGUUUAAAUAUAACUUCAUGGGCCUGAUCACAGCAGAGUACGCUGUGCCUUGGUUCUGCGCCUCCUUUAUCGUCGAGCGCCUAGUGAUACGCAACACGCUCCGGUUGCGCUUCGACGAGGUUGUCGAGCCCUGCCAGGCUGAGGAACAGUCGGACAGAGGCGGUGGAGGAGGAUCAGGCAGUGGGCGGAGAGAAAGAGGAGCCAGAGCAGGGGCAACCAGCUCAAACGGCUACGUGAAGGUGGAUUGAGGAGGUUUUCAACAUCUUCUCACCAUCUCAAACCUCCCGUCACCCAUGACUCUAUCCGCACAUCUCAGCCUCUUUCCCAAAUGCUUCCAGGGAAAGAGUCACUCGGAGACAGUUGCGCAACUGUGAGGAACUUUCUGAUUUAUUAUAUAUCGUCCAGCUGGCGUGGAGGGACGCUCAUUUGCCACCUUAUUGCUCAACAUUUACUGUCCUCACUUCGGGCGAGUAGCGGUUAAGUUCAAGGUUUGUCAGUAGGAGUGGUGCCUGGUGGCAAAAUGAGAACGAACCCUCCACCUCUCCCACCAUACCUCCCAAACCAGUCCAUCCACUCUGGGAGGGGACAUACAAAAUGACUUGUGUUUCCUUGUUCCAAAAAAAAAAAAAACAACCUGUGAAAACCAGGAACGCAGACACAUCACUUGUAGAGAAACGAAAAAGAUAUAUAUCAAGUGCUUUUAAAAAAAGCAAGUCCUUUUAGAUUAUAAACAGUGUCCAUGAUGUAUAUGGUAGUAGCAAAUGCAAGUAACUGUUAGGAUAAAAGCUUACCUUUUGAAUGUUAGUUUGUGCUAUUUAUUAAUAUCUAAAAUGUAGUUAAGAAAUGUCAUGAUAAUAUAUUAAAAAUGUAUUGUAUAUAUAUAUACUGUAUAACCUAAAGCAAUGCCUUGUACUUGAAUUUGGUGUUUUUUUAUAUUCAUCAAAAAAUUUCAGUGCUUGAGCGUGCAUGAAAGUUGUCUUCCAGGAGAUUUUUUUUCAUACUGAAACUGAUCUUCGAUGUUGUGUACUAUUUAUUUCCUCCAUAUUUUUGUUGUUUUAUUUUCUCAUGGAGAUGAACACACAAAGGAGUACUGUAUUGUUACAUAUAUAGAGUCCUGGUGCUCAGUACUGAAACCAUGAAAACAUCACAGCAUCCUGUGUUUUCACUGGAGAGAAUGUUGUUGUUGUUGUGUGUUCAUGAACUGGUGCUAGAUUCUCAAGGAAUUGUUUUGAGGGAUCUAACAAUGGUCACGAUAAAGGCAUUAAUUAUAGGUUCACUAACCUCAGGUAUGUCAAUGUUAAUUAUUUCACCUCCGUCUCUCAUAUGCCAUUAAAUAAUGGAUGAAAAUGAA
Messenger RNA from Megalobrama amblycephala (Wuchang bream), 2428 nucleotides. RefSeq names its product transmembrane protein 229B (gene tmem229b). The coding region runs from base 741 to 1325 and encodes 194 amino acids. Lineage: Eukaryota; Metazoa; Chordata; Actinopteri; Cypriniformes; Xenocyprididae. The record is from RefSeq and is a predicted model, not a curated record. The transcript is spliced from 5 exons.